UUCUUCUUGCUCUCCGAGAACAAGAUUCUGUUUUCCUGGUGGUUCCUUGGAAUAUUGUUGCAAUUCACCAAAAAGUGUUUUUUGGUUUUGUUUGAAAGCUGCCAAGAUGGAGAGUAUAACACCUCGGUUAAAGUUGCUGAAGAAGCGGCGCUCCAGCCUCUUUGUUACGAUCAAACGGGAAAUGAGCUUUUCGCAAAGCAUUGAGGAGCAGGAAGCUGAAUUCCCGUUUUCCCAGGACAGUUCUAUAAAGCUCUGGACAUCCAUGGACAACCUGGACAAUCCCGAUGGACAGAAACCUCGGGGAAAAGAUGCACCAAACCUGAGGAAAUCCAACAUAGUUAACCUCAACGUGGGUGGAAAGGUGUUUCACAUCCCCAAACAUUUGGUCCUCAAACACCCAAAAACCAGGAUAGGAGUUCUUGCCACGUGCCAAGAUCCCGUCAAGCGCCUGACGCUCUGUGACGACUACAGCGUUCAAAACAACGAAUUCUUUUUUGACCGAGACCCGACGUUUUUCCACUACAUCUUCCACUUUUACUGCAGCAAUGUCUUGUGGGUGAUGGACAGUCUCUGCCCCAUCAACUUUGAAGAAGAGAUGUCCUUCUGGGGCCUGAAAUUGAAGGACACUCCCAGGUGCUGCCGUAUUCUGUUUGAGGAGAAAGUGGAUGACAUAAGAGACCAACUGAAGGUCAACCAGGAGCUUAUUGACGAGAUUAAGCCUCACCAGGACGACUACGGAUACAAGGCAAUGUUUCUUGGCGGCUUCCGGAAGAUUCUCUGGGACCUAAUGGAGAACCCUUACUCGUCAAUGUCCGCCAAAGCUUUUGCCGUGUUCUCCAGUCUCUUUGUGCUCAUCUCAAUCGUCUCCAUGACGUUGAACACGGUGAAGGAGCUCAGGCAGUACAAACUGGCCGGCAAAACCUACAUGGAGUGGGUUGAAGUGAGUUCCAUCCUCUUCUUCACUCUGGAGUACUUCCUGCGUUUGGUCACCACCUCUGACAUCAAACACUUCGUCAAGAGCGCCCUCAACUUUGUGGACGUGGUGGCCGUCAUGCCCUAUUUCAUCCAGAUUAUGUUCGAGACUUUUGUCAUCGAUUCGGAGGACUUCAGCGCGAAGGAAGAUUUGAAGGCCAUGGCGAGGGUCAGCAAAGUCAGCAAGGUGCUCAAAGUCGUCAAGCUCAUGCGCAUCUUCCGUAUCCUCAAGCUGGCUCGUCACUCCACAGGCAUGAGGGCCUUUGGCUUCACCAUUCGCCAAUGUUCGGAGCAGGUGUGUUGUCUGUUUCUCUUCAUCGCUAUGGGCAUCUUCACCUUCUCAGCUCUCAUGCACUCCGUGGAGGUGGACCAGCCUGGGACGCCAUUCAGCAGCAUCCCAGAUGCCUGGUGGUGGGCAGCGGUGAGCAUCUCCACCGUGGGCUACGGAGACGUGGUCCCCAUCUCCUAUCUGGGCCGCUGCGUGGCCUUUGGCUGCAUCUCCUUCGGUAUAAUCCUCAACGGCAUGCCCAUCUCCAUUCUUUUCAACAAGUUCUCCGACUACUACGCCAAGCUGAAGGAGCAAGAAUACACCUUUUCCAACACCGAGCGCGCCUUCCAUCUCCAGAAGCGCCUGCGGAACAAGUGCGACAGCUGCUUCACGCCGCAGGCGGAGGACUCGGACGACGAGAUCCACUAUCGGCCCAGCGGAAGGCAAACCCUCUCGGAGGAGGAGGAGGAGGAGGAGAUGGAGUGAAAAAGAACGAGGAGGAAGGGAGGCGACCAUAUUGGAACCUCGCUAACCUGAAAUGGCCUUAUCACGCUUGGUGCAGGGCUCAAAUUUUACCGCGGCAGCUACGGCACAAACCGCACAAAAAAUUGACCAACAUUUGCGGCAAAAACAUGCCGUGACCGCCCUUGACUUUUUACUUGUUAAUGGACGAGGGAUGUAACAGUAAACGGUAUGAUGAUACUUUGCGAUAGUUAGUAAUACCGUUUAAUUUUUUAAUUACCAAAAAAAUUUAAUUUAUUAAUGCCUUUUCGGCAACAUGAAGUCAGGCGCAUGCGCACUAGCGGUGUUUGGCUUAAUAAUAAUGGCGGACUAACUACACAGACUUUGCUCGGGAGAUUUCCCCUUUGAGUAAACGGAGCUAAGCGCUUGUUUUAACGUCAUUUUCCCUCGCUUCUCGCCGUGCGUUUAAGAGCACACUGCUGUGUUUAGAUCAGGGGUGUCAAACUCAAAUACAGAGUGGGCCAAAAUUUAAAACUGAACAAAGCCGCGGGCCAAGGUUGAACAAAUUAAACUUUUAAUAGGGACCCAAACAAGUUUUGCGUUGAAUAUUGAACAAGCAAGGCUUAUAUAACUUUAUAGUGACAUGCAAAUUCGAGUGUCAAAUAAUAAUAAUUAAAAAAUUUCAAUGGCAUAUCAAAUACUAUUUAAAUAAUAAUUGAAUGCUUCUUUUCUAUUUGCAGCCUUCUGAGGUAAAUAUCAAUCAAUCAAUCAAUCAAUCUUUAUUUAUAUAGCCCUAAAUCACAAGUGUCUCAAAGGGCUGCACAAGCCACAACGACAUCCUCGGUACAAAGCCCACAUAAGGGCAAGGAAAACUCACCCCAGUGGGACGUCGAUGUGAAUGACUAUGAGAAACCUUGGAGAGGACCGCAUAUGUGGGUAACCCCCCCCCUCUAGGGGAGACCGAAAGCAAUGGAUGUCGAGUGGGUCUGACAUAAUAUUGUGAGAGUCCAGUCCAUAGUGGAUCCAACAUAAUAGUAAGAGUCCAGUCCAUAGUGGGGCCAGCAGGACACCAUCCCGAGCGGAUUAACAUUAACUUUUUUCACAGGCUAAUAAAUUUGAAAACAAAAUAACAAUGAAUAAACCAACCAUUCAGGACUUUAAACUGCUCAGUUUGCAACACACUGAUCUAACCUGAUGUGCCCAAGCCAGAUACCUGGCAUCUUUUCUUGGAUGCUAGUUCAUUAAUGUCUGGGCUCAGGCUUUGAGCUGAGGCAACCUUCAUUAUCGAACGAAGGUGUUCAUCAGUCAGUAUAUCUCGUAGUCCACCCGGACAAUGCCUUAAAAGGGCACUGCCUUUAACGUCCUCUACGAGCUGUCGUCACGUCCGCUUUUCAUCCAUUCUAACAACGUGCCGGCCCAGUCACAAGAUAUGUGCGGCUUCUGUAUGCACACAUACGUGAAUGCAACGCAUACUUUAUCAACAGCGAUACAGGUUACACUGAGGGUAGCCGUAUAAACAACUUUAACACUGUUAGAAAUAUACGCCACACUGUGAAUCCACACCAAACAAGAAUGACAAACACAUUUCGGGAGAACAUCCGCACCGUAACACAACAUAAACACAACAGAACAAAUAUCCAGACGUGACGAUUUUCGGGAGGGGUACUGAAAUCUGAGAGUCUCCCGGGAGGGUUGGCAAGUAUGAGAAUAAGCGGUGAAUGCGGUGUUACCGCGGCACCGCCACUGUAUAUAAUCGGCAGGCCAGCUCUAGUGUUAAUUUGAUAUUGCCUCAAGGGCCAAGUGAAAUUACACGGCGGGCCAAUUUUGGCCCGCGGGCCAGAGUUUGACACCCAUGGUUUACAUGGAGACAGGAGUGGACAAUAAUGGAGACACUUGUCCCCACACUAAAAGUAUACAGGGAAGGAGAAAACCAUUUGAUGUUUUGCAGCAGGCGAUGUGUCGUGAACGUUGUCACAGCUUGUUUAUAAAGUCUUUACUUUGUUUACUUGGAUGUUCACUCCUCCUUUAUUUAACUGCAAACUGUAUCUGUUCAAAUAACAUCAAUACUGGCUAUGAUGUUUUGUCAUCCCAUCGAACUGAACAAAGGCUGUGAAGAAUGUUUAUUCGAUGUGAAAGGGAUCACUCCUGGUUUUUUGUUGUUGGCCAAACUGUUGUACUGAAACACUAGGGAGGCGUUGGAGAAGAACAACGCUUGUUUACUAGACUUCAUCUUCAUUAGCCAAAUUGCUUUGUGUUUUAUUUUGAUAUGAAAAAGUAAACAAAAGGUUGUUUUUUUGUACAUAAAUUGUGUUUUUUUUCAUGUCACUACGGUGUUACUUCAAAAAACAUUCAUGUGACACAUCAUUUUGUUAAUGUUUUAUUGUGUAUAGUUAAUUCCUAUAUGACAUAUUUCUGCUCAAACUCUUAAUAUAUCUGUCCCGAUACAGUAUCUACAUGUACAUAUAAAUGUACAUAUCUUAAAUAAAUAAAAUAAAUAAAAACUCUCUCUUUCAAACUGCAAAAAUAGAGA
Nerophis lumbriciformis (worm pipefish) is the source of this 4232-nucleotide messenger RNA. Its product is annotated as potassium voltage-gated channel subfamily V member 2. The record is from RefSeq and is a predicted model, not a curated record. Gene Ontology annotation, cellular component: membrane; voltage-gated potassium channel complex. Lineage: Eukaryota; Metazoa; Chordata; Actinopteri; Syngnathiformes; Syngnathidae. Gene Ontology annotation, molecular function: delayed rectifier potassium channel activity. Gene Ontology annotation, biological process: protein homooligomerization; action potential; potassium ion transmembrane transport.